AUGAACACCGAGGAAGACACGUUCACCUCGGUCACAUGGGAGAACCGUGAGAAUUCGUCAGGCUCCCAACCAACGUUUUCAACCACUCCUUCCUUCUCCAACAACAAUGCCAUCGCAGGUCCAUCGCACUUGGGCGCCUCAUCUUCCGCGAGCCCACUUGCCCGCGACGUUCAUGCCUCUGACGAUCCAACGCAACUCUCUUGGGCCGGAUAUCUGAUGGUGCAAGUGCUCGAACCACGCAAGGAACUCGAAGGUCAAAAGGAUGCCUUUAUCAGCUACGGCAUUCGCGCCGAAACGAAUCUUGCUCACUUCUCUCGCACCUAUAUGGCCGCUCGUCGCCGCUUCAACGAUUUUACUUUUCUUCGUGAAGGAUUGAAGCGAGACUUUCCUGCUUGCGUCGUUGCGCCUCUACCGGACAAGCAUCGGCUCGAGUAUCUGACCGGCGAUCGUUUCAGCGCCGAGUUCAUCGAGAGGCGUACGCAGGAUCUGCAGCUCUUCCUGGAACGUAUCUGUCGCCAUCCAACACUGCAGCGAAGCCAGCUGCUUCGUAGUUUUUUGGAAAGCACCGAGUGGCAAGUCGACAUGCACGCGCACAACUCGUCGCACAGCGGCAUCAAUGCCGCUUCCGGCUCGUCCGUGCUCAUCUCGGGCUCGCAGGUUGAAAACGCAGGCCCGCCGAGCUUGCUCGAUAGCCUGAGCGAUCACUUUCUCAACGCGUUUUCCAAGGUACGCAAACCGGACGAACGGUUUGAAGAAAUCAGAGAACGCAUCGAUAAGCUCGAAGAAGGUCUCGCAGGUACAGAACGGGUUCUUUCGCGCAACCGGAAUCGCAUAGCUGAUCUUUCUACCGACUACGAGGACUUUGCUACAAGCAUCGAGGGGCUCGGCUAUCUGGAAAGCGGCAUCACCGAGCCGUUGAACAAGUUUGCUUCGGCCAUGCUCGAGUUCGCUCGGCUGGAAAGGGUGACUUCUGCAAAGUCGACGGACGCCAUGCUGUCGCAGAUGCAAGCGCUGCUCUCGUACGCACGUUCGCACAAAUCGGUGCUCAAGUUACGCGAUACCAAGCAGGUGGACUUUGAGGAGCUGACCGACUACCUUUCGGGCGUUGUGUCGGAACGCGAUCGACUGGCGUCGCUCUCGUCGCCGUAUGGCGCCGGUCACGGACACGGCGGUGUACGCGGUGCGGGCAUCUCGGGCUACCUGAAGGACAAGGUGGAUCAUCUUCGCGGUGUCGAUGAAGAACGCACGCGCGUUGCAAGGAUGCAGCGUCUGGAUGGAAAGAUCAAGGAGCUCCAAGACGCAGUGACAAGCGCACACGAUACCAGCCAGGCGUUCAACUCGGAAGUGAUGGCCGAACACCGCAUCUUCCACCUAGCAAAGGAGCAGGAGCUCAAGGACAUGCUUGCAACUCACGCCAACGGCCAGAUCGACCUCUACCAAAACCUGGUCUCGUUGUUCGACCACUUGAUCCCACACCUGCAGGCCAUCCGGGUCGCCUAG
This is a messenger RNA of Mycosarcoma maydis (corn smut), 1500 nucleotides long. RefSeq lists its product as uncharacterized. Gene Ontology annotation, molecular function: phosphatidylinositol binding. The coding region runs from base 1 to 1500 and encodes 499 amino acids. Gene Ontology annotation, cellular component: phagophore assembly site. The record is from RefSeq and is a predicted model, not a curated record. Gene Ontology annotation, biological process: autophagy; cytoplasm to vacuole targeting by the Cvt pathway. NCBI's taxonomy places the organism in Eukaryota, Fungi, Basidiomycota, Ustilaginomycetes, Ustilaginales. The transcript has 3 exons.